AUGGCGUGUUCGAGUGCAUCUACUACUGCCAGUAGCGAAGAGGAGAAGAAGGAACAGAGGCUUAUUGAUGCCAUGUUUCUCUGUGAUGAGUGGAAAUCUUCGAAAGGUGGAUUAUCAACUUUCAAUCGCGAGUUAGCUAUUCAUUUGGCAGAGACAACGAGUGGUAGCAUGAAUAUCCACUGCUAUGUCUCGAGAAGCGAUGAUCACGACAGAGAAGAAGCUGAACAACAUGGAGUGAAUUUAAUCACCGCUCAGACUGUUCCUGGAUCGCGAGAUCCAUUAGAUUGGUUGAAAGUUCCACCUCCAGAGCUUCGGAAUCCGCAUAUUGUGAUCGGUCAUGGCAGAAAACUUGGAACUCCAGCAUGUCACAUUGCACGAGUUACAAGAUGUAAAUGGAUUCAGUUUGUCCACGUCUUCUGUGAGGACCUUGGAAAGUUCAAAGAAAGUACUGCCACGGCUGUUACAGAUACGAUCGAGGAGAACGAGGAGAGGCACAAGAUGGAAAUUGAGUUGUGUAAAGCAGCGGAUGCAGUUGUCGCCGUUGGCUCCCGUCUGCAACAGAAGUACAGCAGAAGUCUACCAAAUGUGGAAGUAGAGAUCAUCACCCCCGGAAUCGUGGAAAAGUUUUGCAACGAAUCCGUAGAAUCAAGAGAACAUCCAGGUGUAUUAUUGAGGACGUUGAAUGCCUUUAAGUCUUACAUGUUCAUGAAGACAUUUAACGUUUUCAUGUUCGGCCGAGCAACCUUUGAAGACCUUACGUUAAAGGGUUAUGAUAUAGUGGCAAAUGCCAUAGGUUCCCUUGGAGAGGAAUUUGAGCUCACAUUUGUCGGCUCUUCUCCUGGUGACCACCGAAACGUAGAGCAAUGGUUUCUUCAGAAAACAUGCAUCAAACGCAAGCAGAUAACCAUUCGUGGUUAUUGCACUGAACAGGAUGAACUGAAAGAAAUGUUUCACCAAUCAGAUCUAGUUGCUCUUCCUUCACGUACUGAAGGAUUUGGGUUAGUUGGCCUCGAGGCCAUUUCUUGUGGAGUUCCUAUUCUUGUCUCUGGUGAAUCUGGAGUAGCUGAGGCUUUGCAAAAUGUAGAAGGUGGAAACACUGUCAUUGUUGGAUCAGAUGAAGAUGAAUGGGCACGGAGGAUAAGUGAAGUUUCCAGCCAAAGUCCAGAAGAGAGACAAGCCAAUGCCAGACAGCUCAGAGAGAACUACAGGAAGGUUUACUCUUGGAAAGCAGAAUGCGAGAGGUUUAACAGGCUGAUUGAAAAUGUUGUGAAAACUGCAAGUGGUGAGUCCACUUCUUUUAAUUUUCUUUUUGUUCAGUACGUUUGCUGAAAUGUUAUGCUACAUGUAGGAAGCUAAACCAUAUGUGUAGACUGAGCUACAUAAGGUAAACUGAGUACUGGUACAUGUAGAUAAACACAAGAAUGAGUAAAGUGCACCUUUAGUCCUGAGUUGUUGCAUUUAUCUAGACUUGUGGUUGGACUACAAGUGUUCAAGUGCACUGUCUUUUGCACCAAUCAGAUUGCAAUGUAAGGGUAUGUAUCUUGCACCAAUCAUAUUACAGCAUUAGGAUAUCUUACACCAUUUACAGCAUUUGGGUAUUGUUUUCUUGCAAAUUAUGUCAUCAAAUCAAGGGACUGUGCACAAAGGAUGGUCUUAACCAGAAAUUUUGGGCUCAUUUGUUAAGUGUAAUGGUUUGUGGCCUUUGCCUUAAGGUUGAGAUUUAUCAGGAUAUGGAAGGAUCACAUUUGACUUUUUGUAUCAUUUUUAAGUUAAAAUAUGUUUUUUCCUUUCUUUUACUUAUGAUGCCAUGCCAAACAACUCACACUCCAUCAAGUACCAUAGAAAUAAUGUUUAAAGUCCAAUCAGAACAUAUGCAAUCAUUGCACUACAUGAACAUUGUGUAAUUUUUCAUGUGCUUGAAUUGUACUCCACCAAUCAAAUACCACUUUGCUCCAUCAUGUGUCAUUUCCUCAUAAACAACCUGCAUUUUAUCACAUAUUCCAAAUGCAUUUUCCAACUCCACCAAAAAAAAUUCACACAGAACUAAAUGGGACUGAUGGUGAACUUUCCAUGCAACUGCUACCAUGGACUUAACCCAAUCGCAUGUCAAUUCAUUGUAAACAACCUGCAUUUCAUCAUGUAUUUCACACACACAGGGCAAAGUCCAGAUAGGCAACAAUCAAUCAAGGAGCCCUCUUUGAAUUAUUUUCCAUUUCUCUUGUUUAAUGUAUCCUAACUUAUUCAGGAUUAUGAUAUAUCUUUGGUGAGGGUCUAUUGGAAUUACAACAGAGUUUCAGUUUGCUUUUUGUCAUAAAUUAGGUGGAAUUCUAUUUUUUGGACAACUAACUAUAGAUGAAUAAUUUUCAUUUUCUCUCUGUUAGAGGAACAGCAGAGAGAGUGGUCUCUUUUGCAACCGUUAUUUGGUGUCUUCACACAACAUGCUCUCUUUCAAACGGGGAAUAGAGGGUGUUGUGUGAUGGGACCAAACUAUGGCUGUGAAGGAGACAACAAUAAGUGUGGCACGGAUACAUUUUAUUUUUGCUGAGAAGUAUUUGGACAAUAGAGACAAUAGAUCACAAAAUACCUGUGUGAGUUCAGAUAAAUUAGGUUUUUAUUUUCUUUCUCUUAAGGUGAAGUAAUGCAAUAUUUUUGUUUGUUUAAAAGUUAUGCUCUUUUCCUGUUACAAAAAUGAAAACAUUAGUUACACAAAAUGUCCCAUCUCAACCCACCCAGCCAGAAGAAUGACUCUUGCAUGCUAGGCAUGCCUAUGUAUCACCAUGGCUAGGUCUGUUUAGAUAUUUCCAUGUUUGAAAGUGUAAUCUUUUAGAUCCAUCAGAAUUUUGAUUCUACUAUUGAAUGAGAUAAAGAUGCAAAAGAAACAGAAAUUGAAGCAAUAUAUAUAUACUGUAUGUGGUAAUCAUUUUCAUUUCAUAAAUAUGUUGUUGGUAUCUAUUCAUUGAUAACAAGCUCUAUGUUUGAUUGGUGUUGCCUCAUUGUAAUGUUCUCACAUUUCAGUGGUUAAUUAGGUAGGAGGUGGAAAAAACCUUGUUAUAUUAGGAUUAAAUUUGACUGUUACAAUUUAACAGGUGGUGAAAUGAAUAUUAAGGUUGAUGUGAAUUACUUGAAACCUGAAGAACAGAAUAUCCAGACUGGAAUGUUGGCAACAGAGACUGUCAGAUGCCAUGAGGUUCAGCAGCCUACAGCAUCUGCCACAUCACCUGCAUCUGGAAGUGUGUCUUAUCCAAAAACAGAUCUCCAAGCCCAUAGAGUGGAGACCUUUCUAUCAAUUAUUAAAGGUUCUUUCCACUCCGUGGAACUACAUUCCAUUGGAGAGUGCAAUCAGUUUAAGGAAUAUGCAAAAGAAAUGAAGCUCAUCAUUGUUGGUGCCUCUGACGGAAGUUUGGUGAUAACAGUGAAGUGUGAAUCUCUAAUGAUAUUGGAGGACUUGUGGACAGAUUACUCAUCUGGUCAUCUUGGUGAAGUGGUUCAGAAUUGUUUUGUAACUGAGAAAAUCUUGAAGGAACUAAACCUGGCUGAGCUGAGGCUGAAGGCAACAAUGGACAGAGAAGAGUACAAUGCAUGCAAAAUGUUCUUUGAGAAAGAUGCACUCAGAGGUUGGUAG
Pocillopora meandrina is the source of this 3622-nucleotide messenger RNA. The record is from the annotation of a GenBank genome assembly. Lineage: Eukaryota; Metazoa; Cnidaria; Anthozoa; Scleractinia; Pocilloporidae.